CCUACAACACCGCAGUCUAAAGAUAGAUCCUUGUUAAUUCCAUGUCAGUCGACUGUUGUUCAGUUCAGGCUUGGUCAUCUCGUGCAUCUGCAAUUAAUAAUGAAUCAGAGUGAGAAAGCAUUGUGCACCAUUGGUAUAAAUAUAUGAGCUCGAGCUGUCCUUUCCUAGAAGUCUCGGACAACAGUUCGAACAACACCGCGGCGGAUCAUAAUUUCAGCUUUACUGCAAGACUAGAAACUCAGAACACCCUCAGCAUCACCAUGCCGUCCUUCCUCAUCACUGGAUCCAGCCGGGGCCUCGGGUUGGCCUUUGCUACUGAGCUGCUUAAAACCCCAGCCAACAAAGUGAUCGCAACAGCCAGAAAUACAGCUGGUUCGGCCGGUCUUCAGGCUCUUGCGACGAAAUACACCAAGAAUCGCCUCGUCCUGAUUGAUCUCGACGUCACCAAUCCCACCAGCAUCAAGAAUGCCGUGGUCGAGGCCGAAAAGCACCUGCCAGACGGCCUGGAUAACCUCAUCAGCAACGCCGGUAUUGCGACUGACCCGUUGGCCAGCUUCGAUAACCUCGACUUGGAUGACUUGAAAAAGGAGGUCGAGUUCAACACAACUACGCCUAUCAACAUCAUCCGGGGUUUCCUUCCGCUUAUCCGCAAGGGGAACGCCAAGAAAAUCCUAGUCGUAACUUCGCAGUUGGGAUCCAUCGAAAUCGGAUUCCACAUGGUAAACCUGUCCAACGCCUACUCUGUGGCUAAGGCCGCGCUGAAUAUGCUCAUCCGGAAAUGGAGCCCCGUGCUCAAGAGCGAGGGCAUCACUGCUGUCCUGAUUCAUCCUGGCUGGGUUGGUGACACCGAUAUGGGCAGCUCCAUCGCCGACUGGGUCGCUCAAAAUGCUCCCGAUCUUCGCAGCGUCCCGGAAGAGGAAUCCGCGGAAGGGUGUAUGAAGGUUCUGGGGAAGGCCACUCUAGAGGACGCUGGACUCUUCUACAACUUCGAUGGGACCAAGAUUCCUUGGUAGAUUCUAUGAACUCUCGCUCUUUUCUGAUAGGGAGAGAGGCUUUGUAAUGAAAGGUUCUCGGUAUGAAUCCUGUAGGACAGAAUUUCCUUGGCAUGUCCAAUAUUGAGAACCUCUUGAAAAGAGAGGCUAUACCACAUGUCUCGCAGAUUAUCUACCAGCUGCCUCCCACAUGAGCUCCUUUGCCUCUAGCAUUGACAAAUAGGUUCCUGCAGACCUCAAUUGGAGAUCAAACCUUCCUAACAGCUCCUUGAAUUGACUGAUAGUUUGAGUCCGCACUGGGUCAUUU
Phialemonium atrogriseum is the source of this 1299-nucleotide messenger RNA. RefSeq names its product putative short-chain dehydrogenases/reductase. The transcript is spliced from 6 exons. Gene Ontology annotation, cellular component: cytoplasm. Bases 144 to 1013 code for a protein of 289 amino acids. Gene Ontology annotation, molecular function: oxidoreductase activity. NCBI's taxonomy places the organism in Eukaryota, Fungi, Ascomycota, Sordariomycetes, Cephalothecales, Cephalothecaceae. The record is from RefSeq and is a predicted model, not a curated record.